Symbiodinium necroappetens is the source of this 2583-nucleotide messenger RNA. The record is from the annotation of a GenBank genome assembly. Lineage: Eukaryota; Dinophyceae; Suessiales; Symbiodiniaceae.
AUGACUGCGGUGGACGAGCGAUCAGUUCGUAAUGGUGCUUGGUGGACUUUCUGCGCAGGGAGCUUUACAUGCUUCCUCACCGGACUCACCUACACCUUCGGCGUAUGGAGUCCUGUGGUGAAGAGGGCUUACAAUUACUCGCAGGCUGAGCUGGACACGCUGGCGCUGGCAAAGGACCUCGGCAAUUUCAUCUGCAUGGAUGCAGGUCUCGUGACCAACCGCUACGGAGCGCACGUCUCGGUGGCUGGCGGCUCACUCGUGCUGACUCUGUCGUGCAUUGCCAUCUACCUUGCCAUCGGCAGUGGAAGUGUGCCAUUUCCUUGCAUGAUCAUCCUCUUCGGCCUUUUCGGCCACAGCAUGGGAUACUGCGACAAUGCGGGAAUCUCGACCAGCGUCAAGAAUUUCCCGGAACACAAAGGCAGCGCGGUGGGCCUGAUGAAGGCGAUGGAAGGACUGACUGCAGCCGUUGUCGGCACAGUCUUCUACAGUAUCUCCUCGGACGAAGACCUUGAAGCGUUUCCCCUCUGCAUGGCUUUCUUGGCCUUGGGCGUGGGGGUCUGCAGCGCACCUGCCAUUGCCUUCACCAACAGCCUCGCCAAGGAAGAUGCCAACACCGUGUCCAAGAAGUUCUCUUGUUUGACAGUGGCGCUGCUGGCGUACACUGCCCUUUGUGCAGUGGUUGCGUAUAACAAAGCGCAUACGCUGCCGGUGGCUUUGGUUGUUGCCCUGCUGCCGUGUGGCCUCUUCCUUCUUGCUUGCCGCGGCCGCGAUGCUGAGUCCACUGGCAAUGCUGUGACAAAUAUCGAACGACCAAAUGUGUCCGCAUGCGAGAUGCUCCACUCCGUGGACUUCUACCUCCUGUACUUCACUUUCGUCUCGCUCCAGGGUUCGGGCAUCAUGUUUUCCAACAACUUUGGUCAGAUCGUUAAAUCUGUUUCUGGCAACCCCGCAGCCUCCAGCGGCAUUUAUGUGUCGAUUUUCUCGAUUUUCAACACCUUCGGGCGCAUCUUCAUAGGGUUCGGCUCCGAGUCCUUGAAAGGGACCUUGAACCGACCUUGGUUCCUCGUCGGCUCUUCCGCCCUCAUGUCGCUGGGCCUGGCGGUUCUGGAGAUGGGUGAGGAUUUGCUGGGUUUCAGCGCUGGGGCCGUAGGCUUUGCUCUCGGCGGCACCUUUGCGCUGCAAGCGGUGGUGACAGAGGAGAUCUUCGGUCCAGAGGAGAUGCCGGUGAAAUACAGCUACUCUUUCACUGCAGCAUCUGUGGGCUCCUUGCUGUUGAGUGAUCUUCUUGCUGGCGUGCUCUACGAUGCAGAAGCCCGGCGCCAAGGUGAGUCGAUCUGCCUUGGCGGCAGCUGCUUCGGCGUCACGUUUGUGGUGACUUCGCUUUGCUGCGCGGUUGCAGCCCUGUCCGUUGCGACUGUGGCCAUCCGUAUGCCCAGCUCCGAUUGCGGCGGCCUCUCCUUGCUGGCACGGAAGCUGCUCUUCUUUGAGGCCCAGGCCUCCUCCCCGCAGCAUCCCUCCGACGUGCAUACUCAUAGGCGAGCGUCCACAGCGGAUGACACCGUGGUGCGCAGAGUAAAGAGGUUGGAUGCCCCGAUAGCAGUGCAGCAGCAUCUGGUCGUCUUGAUGGCGCAGGAGUUCUGUGGGCAGUUCCCGUCUUUAAUGCGAUGGGACUCGAGAGUGGCGCUUGCAGGCAUGGCCCUUCUCUUCGAAACGCCAAAGAAUUUUCGACCUCCCCAGAGUUUCGCUCGGGAGCGACGUGAGGAGCCUCUCCACGGCGGCCUGCUAAAAUGUCUGACGGUGGAGCUGAUCGCGGCACCGACCACCUACCAGCAGUGCUGCAAUGACUUUGUGUACAGCGACACCACGGCCCCUCGACGCGUUCUCACGAAGCUGUCCAAAGGUGUGUACAAUGGAAACUAUGACAAUGCCGAGCACGACUACAUUUGCCGAGUCGGCGAUAAGAUCCUGAACCCGGACGGCCAUGCCUACGAAAUCCUUGAGCGGCUGGGGCAUGGCACCUUUGGCCAGGUCUUGAAAAUCCACCACUCGACUUCCAACAGUCACGUGGCUUUAAAGAUCAUCAAGAACAAACCUGCCUACUUCCAUCAGGCGCUGGUGGAGGUGCGCAUUCUGCAAAUGCUGAAUCAGGAGUUUGACCCUGAUGACGACAAGCGGAUCGUCAGGAUGCUGGAUUUCUUCGUAUACAGAAAGCAUCUGUGCAUUGCAUUCGAAUUACUCAGUGUGAACCUCUACGAGGUUCUGAAGCAGAAUUCAUUCCGUGGUGUGUCCAUGGCCUUGAUCCGUGUGCUCACAGAUCAGCUUCUCAAGGCGUUGCGCUGCCUGCGCGAGGCCUCCGUCAUCCACUGUGACCUGAAGCCUGAGAAUGUCCUUCUCAGCUGGCAUCUUACUGGAGAACCACGACAAACGAGCUUGCUUGUAUCUGGUGCUAGCAGAAGUACUCGAAGAGCGCUGGAACAGGCAACAUUCAUCACACGCGCAUCAAACUCAUCGACUUUGGAUCGGCUUGCUUUGAAAGCCAUACGGCGUGACGCCCAGCUCAAGCACAGAUGCAGUGGCAAGUAG